This is a messenger RNA of Scedosporium apiospermum, 534 nucleotides long. RefSeq lists its product as uncharacterized. The record is from RefSeq and is a predicted model, not a curated record. The transcript has 3 exons. NCBI's taxonomy places the organism in Eukaryota, Fungi, Ascomycota, Sordariomycetes, Microascales, Microascaceae. Bases 1 to 534 code for a protein of 177 amino acids.
AUGAUUGCCGGUAUUGUUCUCAUUGUGCGCAUCACGUACAUCACACGACUACAGCCAGGUCUGCGCUUCCUAUACGAGGCAACUGAUGUUGCCAUUUGGUCCGUAAUGGAAGCGGCCCUGGGUAUCACCGCCUCCUGCGUCGCUACAUUCCGACCACUAUUCAAAAGCUGUGGCUUCGGCUGGCACUCACGGAAAAGGGACCGUUCGUCUCAUUACCAGCUCCAGCAGGAGCCGCGGGACGGCUUUUCGCGUACCACCAAGCCCGCAACUGCCGGCUUUGGGCCUGCCUCCGAUAUCAUCAAUGAUAAGAGUGACCACGAUGGCUCUGAACACGAGCUCACUAUUCGCAAGACGGGGAAAAUAGACGUCACGUCUGUGACAGAGGAGUAUCCCAAUCCUCCGGUCUCGAGCCCCAGAAAGAAGGCGUUUGAUAAGGAUUUGCCAGACUUGGCCGGAAGGGCACGAUCUUACGACUGGACGUAUGCAACGGAUCCGGAGGAUAUGAUGGUAUAUAAUAAUAGGGAAACGGUUUAG